AUGCGCGGUAUUUUCGUCGCAUUGUUUGCAUUGGCUACCGUCGCAUACGGCCACGGACAUCACGAUGAGAGUACAGAGGUAGAGACAGAUUGGGCAACGAGGCAUAUGCGAGAGGAACACCACAUUGACUCCUUCGACGCCGGCUCAUUCUUCGCUCUUCACGAUUACGACAAUUCAGGGGACUGGAGAGCCGACGAAAUCAUGAAAACAUACGGUCUCCUCGACUCAUCGAAUGCCCGUAUCACUCUUGAUCAAAAAGAGACGGUGGUCCGUGAAGUAUUGAAAUUAUUCAACCCCUCCGGCUCUGGAGCGGUUUCGCGCGACGAAUGGAUGAACCAAAGCCAGGUUGGCUUUAAACUGCCUGAUUUCGGAUAUGGUCCGGGUCACCAUGGCGAUAUUGAAUAUGAAUAUGAGAUUCACCAUUUUGAGAAGUUCCAUGGCGAAGACGCCAAGGAGGAGGAUUUGACGCAUCCGGAGGAUAUUGAGCAUUUCAGAUUGCAUGACGAGAUGGAGUUGGCGGAGAAGAGACUGCAGCAGCUGGAAAGCAUGCAGAUUGUUGAGGGGAAUAUUCCCAGGAAAUUUCUUCGGACUGCUUGA
Molecule: messenger RNA, 597 nt
Organism: Talaromyces marneffei
Lineage: Eukaryota; Fungi; Ascomycota; Eurotiomycetes; Eurotiales; Trichocomaceae
Exons: 2
Coding region: 1-597 (198 amino acids)
Cellular component (GO): endoplasmic reticulum-Golgi intermediate compartment; extracellular exosome
Molecular function (GO): calcium ion binding
Source: RefSeq, a predicted model, not a curated record